AUGACCAAACAACCAUCCUCACCAACUCCACGACGAUCGAGAAAGGGCAAAGAGAUCUGUACCGGAUCUCCGUAUUCGAGUUCGGACGACGAAUCCCCAAUUCCGAGUCCGCGUCGGUCCAUUACCCCCGACCAGCCUUCAUUUUGGAGGUGUGCCGACGAGCCUGAGACCUACCAGCCAACCGUUUCUCCUCGUUGUACUCCGAAACGAAGAUCUGUUUCUGCCAGUCCCUCGACUCCUGGAAACGCUCGUGGAAGACGCUCAAAGUCGGAAUCCCCCAAAUCGCUCUUCAAACCUCCCAAAAAGUCGCCCAAAAAGUCGCCCAAAAAGUCUAGGAGAAGCAAACUAAUGGGGUUCUUGAACAGCCCCGUCAACACGUUGCACCGUUUUUCAAAGUCGGAAAAACCGCCAAAGUCACCAAAGAAGAAGAGUACCAAGCACGCGCUCGCUCCCAUCUCCGGUGAGUCAGUCAAUGGGCGAAUAGAGGCCCUGAAAGCCCACGCCGACCAGCCAACUCCGUCAACCAUCUCGCCGAUGCGGUAUGGUAUGCUGUCGCCCCCAUUUGUUCCAGGCGGCGAGGGCCCUUCUUCCCAGACGAGCCGCCCUGCAGUUCCAUCUCAUGGAGACAGAAAGAAGAGCCUGAUUGGAAAGAUGGACAAGGAUACCGCCACCUCCGAACAAGCACUACUGGAGGAGCGUGAGCGGAGGAAGCAGGCCGAGCGAGAAGCCCAGAGAGAAGCGCAGACAGCAAGACAAGAGGAGCUUGAGCGAAUGGAGGAGGGAGAGGCAGAUGGCGGAAAUGGCGGCGAGGCUGAAGUGGAGAGCCCGGAGGAGAGACGGGGGGAGACAGUGGUGGAGAGACGGGAGGACAGGCACGAGGCUCGUUGGAAUGAGGAUGGCCCCGGACACAUAGGGACUGGGAGGGCAGACGCUUGGAGCGCAGUUUUGAAUCGGACUACUGAGCAACCUGAGAGUGAUGACCCUGCCCACGUGAGUGAAUAUUGUUUUCGUUCACCUAUGGGCUAUCGUGUUCGCACAACUGGAGUUCUACAGGGACCCCCAAGCCCGAGCCCGCCUGCUCUGGACGGAUGGCCCCUGUUGACACUACCACCACCACCACCACCACCACCAUUCCCACAACUGCGGCAAGAGGAGCAGCCUACUGAUGAAUAUGAGGCAGAUCCCCAUCAAACCCAUGAGAUCGAGACCCCGCCGCCUACCGUCGGAAGUUCGGAGAGGCGUUUGGGUGAUGCAAUCAGAUUGAACCCGCCAUAUGAUCAGGGAGAGGACCAGCAUCGAGGGGACCAACCACCAGCACAAGGGCCGGGGAGCUCUCCUUCUGAGCAGUUGAGCCGGGCUGUCGAACAGCUUCAUGUUGGGGAGAUGGAGAGGGUUGUCGUGGGCGACCCCUCGGGGGUGGUAGACCAGCUCGAUGGAGAUCAGCAACAGGGCUUUAUGGAAGAUGUCGCCGUGGUACCCUCCCAAGACAUCCCUUGUCGGGUUUCUACGCGAAUGAGAUGUGAUCAUCCCGAUGACAGUGACAAUGGCUCCAGUUCUGACGACUCCAGUUCCGAUAAUGGGGACCCGAGGGAUGCGGGGGAUGGAGACGGAGACGGCGGAGAAGGAAGGAGAGGCAUGGAAGACGACGAUGAACAUCGACAGAGCGAGGGUGACAAUAAGGAGCCGUUCCCGCCACAGCCAGCCCAUGGGGACGGGAGUGGCGACAAUCCCCCCGGCGAUCCUGUCGUUAGCCCACAGUCCCCAGUCACCAAUGCCCCAGGUCCUCCACCAGACGAUCCUGUGCUUGUCCCACAACCCCCAGUCGUCAAUGCCCCAGGCCCUACACCAGACGAUCCUACCCUUAUACCACAACCCCCAGUCGUCAACGUCCCAGUCCCUAACGUCCUCAUGCGCUACGUUGACUUUUACCGGCAUACAUUAGCUGUCGACGAUCCCGGUCUUCCGAACAAUGUAUCUCACGAUGAGUCUGUCCCAGGUGAAGGGCCAGUCAAUGCGAUGCAUGUGACUCAUGGUGCAGUCGUGGAUUCAGUUCAGGAUCCCCUGUACACAAGCAACAGUAUUCUAGAUGCCAUUCACGCUGAGUUUGGAACUGUACAUGAUGGCAUUCGCACCUUGGCUGCUGCUCUUGACGGUCUCAUUGAGGAAGCCCGUAGAGCUGAAGUCGCCAGACGAGAAGAAGUCGCACGAAAGCAUCUUCGUGAUUUCGAACGGCGCCUUAGUAUUGAAGAUGCAGCACCUGGUGGUGAUAUCAGUGCUGUGGAACGAGCUGCCAUAAACUCCAUCACGACAAUGCGAAACUCAGCUCUCCGUUCCUUGGAAGCAGCUCGUGUCGCCGCCAACCGCCAAACAGAGGGGACAGCCAAACGGGUUGGUAGGGAUGCUGUUGACAUCAUGCGUCAGAACGCUGAAAAUAUUGCUACGGCUGCAAUUUCUAGGGUCGAAGAUGCAAGGGGCGGUGUUGUGGCGGCCGUUCAACAAGCAGGUGAGCAUGCGGUUCGGGCUCUCCAUGAAGCCGUAGCCGAAUUUCGGCAAGAGCUCGCUGGCACCCAGCCCGGUGGCGAAGCUGACACCGAUGGGUCCCAGAGGCUGCAAUGUCGAAAGCGUUCUUAUCCUUUCGAGUACGAACCCGACGGCGAUGCCAGGAUGGCGAUUUGUCCCAUGAAGAAACGUCAUGUUGGCGAGGGUCUAAACUUUGCCCGCUACAACUUGAUUGCCAAGCAUCGUGCUCACCAGAGGUUGGUAGCAGCAUCACCAUCCUAUUGCACUGGAGCGGAGGAGAAUUUUGGAAAUGUGCUGGAUAUCUUUUUGAUUGAGGGAGUGUGUCACAAGGGAGCGGCGGAAUGGGCUGAAGAAAGUUAUGAAGACCAGGAAAAAAGGAGGCAGCAGAUACUGGCUGAGCAGAAGAAGAGUGCGUCUCGCCAUGUCAAGUGGUUGGAGAGUUAUCUGCAGAGGCAGAAGAAGUUGAUACCUGAGUUGUUGAAUUGUUCUGUUGAAGCACCAUUCAGUGAUACAAACGUCCAAGAUUUGCUCAAGGGGAUUGAAGACGAGAUUGUAUCGGUUAAAAAGGAGAAGAGGAAGCUGAAGCGUUUCCUGCGGGCAAAUGACCGAAAGAAAUGGAAGACCAGCAUUGCCAGGCGCGAAGUUGAAACCGCUCUGCAAGGCCCUACAAGUGGCAGUGAGGUGUAA
Messenger RNA from Yarrowia lipolytica CLIB122, 3207 nucleotides. The record is from RefSeq and is a predicted model, not a curated record. NCBI's taxonomy places the organism in Eukaryota, Fungi, Ascomycota, Dipodascomycetes, Dipodascales.